CCUGACGGUGUGACACGUCCUGACGCUUUUCCACGUCGCAGCCCUGUCUCGGGCAACUCGCUGCGUAUGUAUGCGUGUCUCCAGCUAGGCCAGAGAGUGAUGGCGGCGCCCGUCCUGAGAGUGUCCACCCCUCGGUGGGAAAGAAUAGCUAGGCUUCUUGUUUGCGUGCUAGGCAUACUGUUGUCUCUAUACGCCUUUCACGUCGAGAGGGAAAAGGCUCGGGAUGCGAGUUAUAAGGCUAUGUGCGACGUCAGCAGCUCCAUCAGCUGUUCAAAAGUGUUCAGCUCAAGGUGGGGUCGAGGAUUUGGACUCUUAGGCUCAAUUUUCGGAAAUGACAGUGCACUGAACCAACCCAACAGUGUCUACGGGAUUGUCUUCUAUGCCUUUCAGCUCCUACUAGGAAUGACUGUCAGUGCAAUGGCCGCCCUUAUUCUCAUGACGACAUCCAUCUUGUCGGUGGUGGGUUCGCUCUACCUGGGCUACAUCCUCUACUUUGUCCUAAAGGACUUCUGCAUCAUCUGCAUCACCACAUAUGCGCUGAACUUCAUUCUCUUUAUUCUCAACUACAAGCGACUGGUUUACUUGAACGAGGCCUGGAAGCAGAAGCUUCAGGCCAAGCAGGACUAAGCUGUCGAGAACGGCAAGGAAAGUUCGACAAACAACCGAAAGAAAAAAAAUGAAAUGUGACCUCUGAACAUUUGACUUGCCACCAGGAGACCUUGCUUCCAAACAAUGUUUAUUCCGCUCUGUGUUCAAAAAAAAAAGAAGAAAUUUAACUUAAAUGUUGGGCCAGCCAUCUCAAUGUUGCAAACACGGAAGGAUGUGUAAGAGAAAGAUGAUUUCCUUUUCAUUUCUAUUUCUCUGUGUGUGUGUGUGUGUGUGUGUGUGUGUGUGUGUGUGUGUGUGUCUGUGUCGAGCAAGCAAGCAGAAGCCCAAACUACAGAACGAUGGACUACUCCUCUCUUUUGAACAAAAAGGAUCGCAGAAUGGAAGAAAACAGGACAUUAAAAGUUAAAAAGGAUUUACUUGAAAUGGUUAGUAGGGUCCCAUCACUGCACAGCGGAUCUGCACUAAAACCCGGAACCGGAUAAUGGGUCCCAAAAUUAGA
Molecule: messenger RNA, 1108 nt
Organism: Etheostoma cragini (Arkansas darter)
Lineage: Eukaryota; Metazoa; Chordata; Actinopteri; Perciformes; Percidae
Gene: vkorc1l1
Product: vitamin K epoxide reductase complex, subunit 1-like 1
Exons: 3
Coding region: 67-627 (186 amino acids)
Biological process (GO): peptidyl-glutamic acid carboxylation; vitamin K metabolic process
Molecular function (GO): vitamin-K-epoxide reductase (warfarin-sensitive) activity
Source: RefSeq, a predicted model, not a curated record